This is a messenger RNA of Prunus armeniaca (apricot), 1455 nucleotides long. The record is from the annotation of a GenBank genome assembly. Lineage: Eukaryota; Viridiplantae; Streptophyta; Magnoliopsida; Rosales; Rosaceae.
AUGAGAAACCUAAAAGAAUUAACAGACCUGGAUGGACCUGUUAUACUGCGCCUCUUACGACCAAGUCAAUUGGAGAUGAGCCAACCGUAUUGGAGUUGGGGAUCAGAUGUUCCUGAAUGUGAUGCACCCAGUGUAGGUCCGCAGGUAUGUAAGGACCUUGAUGAGUUAAACUCUAUUGUGCAGCAGUUGAGGAAUAAGGUUGCAGUAUUGGACCGUGAGAAGGGUAAGCUAGAGGAGAGAGUUUUAUGCUUGGAAAAGUGUACCAGUCAUGCAGACGCGAGGAAGAUUGGGGAUGCUGGAGCGGAGAGGAAUAAGACUAAGGAUGCUGGAGAGGAGAGGAAUAAGACUGAGGAUGGUGGAGAGGAGAGUCAGAAGACUGAGGAUGGAGGAGAGGAGAGUGAUAAAACUGAGAAUGGUGGAGUAGCCGAAUCGAGAGAGCAGUGUGUACAAAAUGGUAAAGAAGAAGUGCAAUAUACACCCCCGGAUAUAAAUUGGGAUGAUCCGGGUGUGGUGUGUGUCACCCUUGUUAAAUUUCUUACGAAUCCUCCUCAAAAGAUUGACAUGUCCACUGCUGAGGGUGAAUGUGGCGAAGAUGUUAUAGUUGGGGUCUGGCAAAAGAGGGGUCGGGGAAAGAGUGAGAUUCUUGGCCCUGCGAUGAAGAGGCGAAGGGCAGUGGUGAGGGAAACUCCAUGGAUAUGUCGGGAGAUUCCCAAUAUUUCGGAGGACACAAUUGCUGACUCCCUCAGGCCUGAUCCUCGUGAUACCCUUUUGGAGGUUGCGAAAUUCUGUUGGGAAUGGGGACAAGAAGAAAAUUCACAUGUGCGGUUAUGUGGAGAAGAUGGUAUGGAAGGUUCGCAUAACUUCUUUGUUCUAUUGCUGACCAAGGAUGGUUGGUUGGAUGACUCGAACAUAGACAUGGCCUUGCUUUUGCUACGGGAGCGGCACAAGAGGUCUGGCAACUGGGUAGGUUCUGACUGGACGAUACUGGACACCACUUUUCAGGUAUCCGUUAUGAUGCAUAUCUCAUGUGCCACUAUGCAGAAAUGUGCUGCCUUGGAUUACAAGCAAAUGAAGGCGUAUGUGGGAAAGGAGGACAGGCAGCACAACAAGGGUCUACUGGGAAUGGUCAAGGGCGAAGGGCCUAAGUUGGCUAAAUCAUGGUCGUCUGUGAAUCGUAACUCAAGCCAUCCAACGGGCCGUGCAGCCGGGGGCGAAAAUGCUGCCCCGGUUGUUAAAGGAAUCUGGAUAUAUUGGCGACGGUCUACUUCUGAAAACAAGUGGCCAGUUAUUCGCGUCAUGGAUGCACCCCAACAAGUAGGCGGGGGCGACUGUGGGAUGUACAUCCUCAAAUACUGCGAGUUUCUGACCUCGAAUGUAGACCUGGCCAAGAUUUCCCAUGAUGCCAUGCCCUUCUAUCGGUUGAAGCUCGCUGUACAGUUGUUGCAAGGAUAUUAG